AUGCAGCGACGAACACAAUUCCAUAUACUCUGCUCUCUGCUUCUUUUGGCCGUUCUUGACUUCACAGCCGCAGAGGCUAAGUAUCGCACGCCAGCCCGUAUUCUGGCCAAACAAACAGGAGCCACACAAUUCGAAGAGGAGCGUUACGAGGCGCAUUCAAAUUGCAAUGAACACAAACAUCAUUUGAAGAAACGCGCCUCCGACGAGGAUGUCGACUAUGAGGUCUAUCAGGGUGUUGUGGGCCGGCCGGGUAUUGAUUUUCCCAUUUACCCGCGCAUUCCAAAGACCUCCUUCAGUUGUCGAUCCUAUGGCAAUGGCUAUUUUGCGGAUAUGGAAACGGAUUGUCAGGUCUUUCACAUUUGCGAAGAGGGUCGCAAGAUAUCGUUCCUUUGCCCCAAUGGCACCAUAUUUCAACAAAGCGAGCUCACCUGCGACUGGUGGUUCAAGGUCAAUUGUCUGGGCUCCUCGGGCUACUAUGCUGAGAGCGCUGAGAUACUGAACAAGCAGCGAGUGCAUCGCGUGCGUCCCUCUGUGCCGGUUCAGGGCUUCAACAUCGUUGGCGGUGGUCUGAAUAUUAAGCCUAAAGUUACACCUGUUGCUGGACAGGCCCGUACACGUACUGGAGGCAAAUCCGAUCGACGUAUUGACUCCACCGAGGAGGUAGAGAGCGUGGAUUUUGAUGAUGUGUCGGGUGAGAAACAGAGAAAGGUUAUUGCCACCAUCGAUAACAACAGCAACAAUGAUGAGACUCAGAUUACGGCGGAAAGUUCGUCCUUUGUGAGUGGAUCAGGGGCUGGAAGCAAGCGACGCAAUAAUAACUAUAACAGCAACAUCGAUGACAGCACAUCGCUUAAGCCCAGCGAGCAGCUACAGUUUAAACCAUCGCGAAGUCGUGGCUCUCAGGAGCGCAGCUCUGGGGCUCAGCGCUACGGUAAUCUUCAUAACGAGUCCACCGAGCGUGCUCGCAACGGCCAGAGGGGGCAGCAACGCUAUCGCGAUAAUGGAAAGCCCAUUGCAGAUUCGCAUGAACGCGGCGCCAGCGAGGAGCAUAGCAAGGACCUAAAUAAGCAUAGGCCUGUUGAUAAGCCAGCACAACUAAAGGGCAGCGAUGCUGACAAGCCGGAUUUCUUUGAGGCGUAUUCAACGCGUUCCGUGCAGCACACCACACCCUUCUAUACGGCCGGAACUUAUUCCACAGCUCGACGUCUCGAGCCAAGUAAAUCAACGCCAUUCUACACCCCCACGGUGCCCAGUGUGGCCAAGACCAAGGCCACCGAGGGGAAACUGAACUACGUUAAAGGCGUGCUCAGUACUGUGACGACGCCGAAUCCGAAUCGCCUAAGUGGCAGCGCCAUUUCCGGCAUAUUCUUAGAGUCCUCUGUGGCGCCAAAACCAACAACUAGCGCCUCUUUAGAACUGGACGCUACCUACAAGCCAGUUGUCAUUGGUAUGCGUCAUCACUAUGAUGUGGCUUCCUCGGGAGAGUUCAAGACGCCGGCGAAGAAGAGCGAGAGUCGGGACUAUUUGCCCACCACACCCGCUCCCACGAGCAGUAGCGGACCCACCUAUUUGCCCAAGAGCGCUUUGGCUCCGAAGGUGAAUGCUGGCGCAGCCGGAGGUGAAGAUUUGCUCUUUGCGCCCAGUCCCAGCCAGGAUGACAGCGUCUAUCGCAAUGUGCAGGACAUGUUGAAGACCAUGAACCUGUUGAAGGACAAGUUUGAGGAUGUAGAGGUCAAUGUGCAGGCGCCAGCGCGUGUCGGCUUAGAAAUUCCACCCUCCUCGGGACCAGAUGCAUUAGUCUCCUUAGCCAAGUACUUCGCCCAGGAGCACAAUGACACGGGCAAUUCUCUGGGAGGCAAGACGGCCAGCAAGGAUGAGAAGCACGCCUUCAAGGCAAAGCUGCCAGUGAAGGCGCCAUCCACAGUUUCAACCUCAGCGUCUUCAUCAGCAUCCUCAUCAGCGGCGGCAGCAUUGCCAGCGGGCAAGCCCUCAGAUACGACAGCCAGCCUGACCACGCCCAGCACUCCCUCCUUGGGCAUUAGCGGGCAUGCUGAUGAUAUUAAGCAUAGUUUGCUGAGCGCCAACACUGUGGAGAAGUACACCACGCUCUUUGGCUUGAAGGAGAGUAAGGGUCGUGUAGCUGGUGAGCAGGAUUUAAGCCUAGGCUUGCUUUCUCCGCUAAAUGAGACACAGGCACCGUCAACUGGCGACAAUUAUCAGCCUUUUCCGCAAAUUGGCAGCACGGGAGCGACCAUUGGUGCUUUGGCUGAGAAACCUGAGUCGCGAAAGAUUGCCCAAAUCUUCUCCAAUGCGCUCAGCAGCUAUCUGGAUAAUCCGAGCAAUUUCCGGGCCGAGUUAGCCGCUCGUGCACGCCCCACAGAACCACCUUCGACAGCUAACUUUAAGCCCGUAACCACUACGGAUGCGACGCUCUUCAGCGAUGGCACGGCUAAGUAUUAUUUGCCGACGAAGUCAACACCAGAUGCAACCACUCCCACACCACCCAGCAUUGCAGCCGAAAUCAAUCACAAGUUCGACUCGACACCGGCACCCGAUUAUACUUCUACUACAGAGCUCUACGAAGGCACCACCUAUCGCAGCUCGCACGAGCUGGAGCUUUCGGCAGAGCUCUCGCCGCCCAGCCCCGAUUCUGGUGAGGCCGAUGAGUUCCUGCAGCAACAGCAGACUCAGUCGUUCGUGAAGUCUCGCAAUAAUUUGCUGCAGGAAUCCAAACCUCAGAAGCUUAUCACCACGCACAAGCCCACUGAGCAUCCCUGGAGUCUGAAGUCGCAGACGGACUUCCUUGACCCCCUGACCAUAAAUGAUGGCCUGAUGAAGGAUCAGCGCGUCACAACACCCUCGCCAUUCACCUAUCUGCCAAAAUCAACGACUACAGCCACGCCCGCACGCUAUAGCGGUCAGCUGCAGACCCUCUCGGAUGCCGUGCAGCGCAGUCACGACUCCAACUACGAGUGGGAUGACAUUUUCCGAAGCUACGAUCUGCCACGGGAUGCUCUGCCCUCCAGCAGUGGACUGCAGCGCAUAGCCAACAAGCUCUUUGGCGGACUAAACGAGCAGGAGGCGCUGCAUCUGAAGAAUGUCAUGGCCAAGGCGGAACACGAUCGUCAGGUGUUAAGCUUGCUCCUCCUGCUCAUCCAGACCUGCGACGAUCACAAUGGGAAGGCGUUGGAGCGAUCACGCAAACAUCUUCUCAAUGCGCUCAUCGAUAUUGACAGCAAGCUGCCGAAGGGCAAGGGGAAGAUCAAGCUAGCCACCACAACCACCCGCGUGCCAGUGACUACUUUCCGAAGAGCAGGCUCAGAGAUUAGCACCACACCCUCCGCUGUCUAUACGACCACGACAGAGCUGCCGGCAUUCACGACAACGACGGCGAGCGCGGCGAACAGCUUCGAGGAGACAACAAAGUUCGAAAUACGCGUCGAGGAUGUCGAGGAUGCGGAUGUGUCGACGACGACGGCGGCGUCUGUGGAGUUGGCCAGCGGUGGCGGCUCAGACCGACGAGCACUGGAGCUGCUCAAGUCAUUAUACUCGCUAGCAUCGAAGUUCAGCAGCAGGCGAUAG
Messenger RNA from Scaptodrosophila lebanonensis, 3582 nucleotides. RefSeq lists its product as uncharacterized. Gene Ontology annotation, molecular function: chitin binding. The record is from RefSeq and is a predicted model, not a curated record. Bases 1 to 3582 code for a protein of 1193 amino acids. NCBI's taxonomy places the organism in Eukaryota, Metazoa, Arthropoda, Insecta, Diptera, Drosophilidae. Gene Ontology annotation, cellular component: extracellular region. The transcript is spliced from 5 exons.